Thunnus maccoyii (southern bluefin tuna) is the source of this 1090-nucleotide messenger RNA. RefSeq lists its product as uncharacterized. The transcript is spliced from 5 exons. Gene Ontology annotation, biological process: proteolysis. The coding region runs from base 34 to 843 and encodes 269 amino acids. NCBI's taxonomy places the organism in Eukaryota, Metazoa, Chordata, Actinopteri, Scombriformes, Scombridae. The record is from RefSeq and is a predicted model, not a curated record. Gene Ontology annotation, molecular function: serine-type endopeptidase activity.
UGUCUCCUCUUAGACUGGCCUAAGGAUUGUGGCAUGGCCCACUUCAAGCCCAACAUGGCUGAGAGGAUUGUGUCUGGGAACGAGGCCAGACCUCACUCGUGGCCCUGGCAGGUCUCUCUGCAGGUUCGUCCCAGGGGAAGUAAACAUUACAUUCAUGUCUGUGGAGGAACUCUCAUCCACAAGAACUGGGUCCUUACUGCUGCUCACUGCUUCCAAAAAGGUAAAGCUGAGGAUGCUGGGAGUUGGAGGAUCGUCCUGGGGAAGCAUCAGCUGAAGCGCUCGGAGACCGCUGAGAGGAUUUUCCCGGUGAAGAGGAUCUACCGCCACGAGAACUUCCGUUACCCCAUGAACAGCGAACUGGAUUACGACAUCGCUCUGGUGAAGGCCGGCACAGACAUCUCCCCUUCAAACUUCAUCCGCUACGCCUGCCUGCCGCGCAAGCAGACCAGCCUCAAGCCGGGACACUACUGCUGGGUCACAGGCUGGGGAGACACCCGGGGUGGGAAGGAGAACGUGUCUCUGGCAGAAGCCUUGAAUCAAGCCCGUCUGCCCAUCAUUGACUUCAAGACAUGUCGACAGAAGAAGUUCUGGGGCGACCGCGUCCGAGACUCCAUGAUCUGCGCUGGGUUCAGAGACACCGAGGAUCCCCCCGCUGCAUGCCAGGGUGACUCUGGUGGUCCUCUGCUGUGCCAGCUGGGGCAGGACCGCUGGGAAGUGCACGGCGUGGUGAGCUUCGGCCCCAUCGGCUGCACUGUGGAGAACAAACCCAGCGUGUUCACCCGCACCGCCGCCUACAUCCCCUGGAUCGAGGCAACGCGCAUCAGGGACUUCUUCCUGCACUAAGCGGGACACCUGACUCAGCGCUGACAGCAAACAUAAGCUCCGCUCUGUGUUACGUCACCUCUCGGAUGUCUACAGAUUAAUACAAACCGUUUGUCUCCCUCUGUCCCAAACACCAUUUCUGGAACUAAUACAACCACUUCAAGAUGUAAAUACAUGUUCUGAAUGUGCAAUAAUCAUUUUCUAACUCAUAUUUUGCAGUAUACACUAUGCAAUGCUCUGAUUUUUGAACAGCAGAUAUUUGUGACAG